Messenger RNA from Saitoella complicata NRRL Y-17804, 543 nucleotides. RefSeq lists its product as uncharacterized. The transcript has a single exon. The coding region runs from base 16 to 228 and encodes 70 amino acids. The record is from RefSeq and is a predicted model, not a curated record. Lineage: Eukaryota; Fungi; Ascomycota; Saitoellomycetes; Saitoellales; Saitoellaceae.
UAUGAAUGCUGGAUAAUGGGUCAUGGUAUUAUCGAAUCCUUCGUGGGUUGCAAAGAUGCAAUAGACCACCUCUUCAAAGUUGUACGGCAUGGACUCGAUGAGCGUUCACCCGUUCCACCACCGCCGAAACCGGGAGCGAUGUUCCCACGUAUACAUCCCGGGGGUAUCUCAACACCGGGCUCGAGAAACGGCCAAAACAGCUUCUGCAAGAAGAACUCGACGCGAUAAAACGGUAAGCUAGGCAGAGCCGUGAUCGCAAUUGGGAACCGUGUUCAAGGGGUGUGCCUGCGAUUCGCAAGGUUUGUGCGGAGGAGGGGUGUUCGAUGAAGACGAGGUAUCGGUAUUGGGAUUAUGUGGGGGCUGCGCUUUAUAGAGGAAUGAAUUCAAGGUCGGUUGCGCGUCUAAGUGGGUUGUUUGUUUUGGUGUUUGAUGUGGAUUACGAAGGCUGAUUUUGGGCUCACGAUGAGGGACUUUGGGAUCAAUGGAACGAACUUGUGUCGAGGGUUGGACCCUGGAGUGUUGUUGGGGUUAUGCGGAGACGGG